AAAAAAUGUAUUGAACAUUGCUGAACUCGUUUUAAUUGCGUCCAGAUUCUCACACCCAGAAACUGUAUUUCUAGGUUUAUUAUUGUUGAUACUACAAAAUAUAAAAGGAAAAUCAAAAAAUGAUUUCUGAAGAUGAGAAUAGUGCGCGUAAUUCGCCUAGACCUAAACGUGCAUCAAUGGUUUCCGAUGCAAGCGCCUCAUCACCACCUGCACCUUCUCAUCGAAAGAAAAAUAUUCCUCUUGAGCAUGGAUGCGAAGAUAAUUGGACAUGGAGCAAACGACACCGUUCAAAAGAAGUUGUUUUAAGUGGUCCAAAUAAUAGAACAGUUUUCUUUCAUCCCAAUUGGAGUAAGGGUACCGCAGGUGUGCAAGGUAAACGUCCACUUAAUAAUGGACGCUUUUAUUGGGAACUGCAUGUGUCACGACGUGUCUUUGGCACAAGCAUUAUGUUUGGUAUUGGAACAAAAAGUUGUCGUUUACAUGCUAGUUCUUUUCGUAAUAUGCUCGGAGAGAACGAACACGGUUGGGGCUUAUCUCACAAAGGCGUCCUAUGGCAUAAAGGAGUAGCUUUGCUUUAUACAAAACGAUUUAAAGAGAACCAUGCGACAGUGAUUGGUGUACUUUUUGAUGGUAUUGAAGGCACAUUGACAUACUAUAAAGACGGUAAAUGCUUGGGAGUGGCUUUUCGAGGAUUAGAUAAGAUUAAGGAACCGCUUUAUCCUAUCGUUUGUUCUACAGCAGCAAAAACUGAAAUGACUCUGAAAUGUGCUCGGCGCGAUUUUGUUAAUUUGCAAGAUCGCUGUCGAGCUGAAGUAAUAAAACAUAUUAAAAGUCGAGAAGAUUUGCCCGAACUUAAAUUACCUUCAAUUAUUACAGCUUAUUUAAGUGAGGCAUUCAAUGACGCGGCACCUUUAAGGCAGGUAGAUAAUUACGAUAUUUUAUGCGAUUUUUAAACAUUUCUAAGUAUAAAAAAUUAAAAUUGUAUAUAUCAAUUAGGCAAAUAUAUAGCAUAAAACUUAUUAUGAAGACUAGAGAAAAAAUCAAGCCCUAUCUGCUAUUUGGUUAUUCACAAUAAACUGUAAGAUAAGGUUUGAUAGACAACUUUUAUUGAGGUCUCUAAUGCCUAUCAAAAACCGGCAACUAAUUUCUUUCGCUCAGCUAUUCAAAAAAUAAUUUUUUUUUUAAAUCAAAAUUAAUUUCAAAGUUAACACUUGACUCAUGAUUUAUUCGCAAAAUUUUAUAUGAAAAUUUUUUAUAUGGUUUAUUUUGGAUGUGGAAGAG
Molecule: messenger RNA, 1281 nt
Organism: Teleopsis dalmanni
Lineage: Eukaryota; Metazoa; Arthropoda; Insecta; Diptera; Diopsidae
Gene: SP555
Product: SPRY domain-containing SOCS box protein 3
Exons: 3
Coding region: 120-953 (277 amino acids)
Biological process (GO): proteasome-mediated ubiquitin-dependent protein catabolic process
Cellular component (GO): SCF ubiquitin ligase complex
Molecular function (GO): protein binding
Source: RefSeq, a predicted model, not a curated record